Molecule: messenger RNA, 1953 nt
Organism: Fusarium tjaetaba
Lineage: Eukaryota; Fungi; Ascomycota; Sordariomycetes; Hypocreales; Nectriaceae
Exons: 2
Coding region: 1-1953 (650 amino acids)
Biological process (GO): peroxisome inheritance
Cellular component (GO): extrinsic component of intraperoxisomal membrane
Source: RefSeq, a predicted model, not a curated record
AUGGACGAUUCGGGUGACGAUUUGGCUGCUCGAGGGCCCAGACGAGUAUCAACUGCCCCUAUACCUUCACGAGGUCACACGGAACCAGAAACAGCCGACUCGGAUCUUGUCGAAACACUCUACAGCCAUCCAAAUGUCAAGAUAAUAUCCUUUACGGCCACUGGUCGGGCCUAUGCGAGGAGUCCUGGAGGGCCCGCCUUGAGCAACGUUGAUCCACCGAGUUCUUUAUCAUGGUCCUCACAGCUCGAGAGAACCAUCGCUGUAGAGCUUCCCGUGGAUGACCCCGAAGAUCAGCAGCGAGCCGAAGAACUGAGGGAAGUGUUGGACAAGAUUCUACAAUUUGAAAAGACGGAGUGCCCUUUCAAGCGCACCUUUACUGUCGAUUUGCCAGAGCAGGUUCCCGUCACAAUCCUGCCCUGGACGCCGCGCGCACAGCCUAUGACUCCUUCUGAGGAGGCAGCACCCGCAUCCUCUACGGACUCCCGAAGGUCCUCCUUUGUUGGGAGAGCUUCUACACCUACUCCCUUGCUUCCUAGACAGCCCAGAGAUAUACCAACAAGCCCGAUACCGACCAGACCUGAAAGCGCGGCUUCUAAUGUGGUGCCUUCCAACAUAUCUCUUUAUGAAGAGUAUGGCAUGAACCUCGACCCUCUGCAACCGUUAGGUACAGGGAAUGCCGGCACUGGACCCUUGGAGGCUGUCCCAGAACGCCCAGGUGAACAAGGCUCUCCAGAUAUGCUCGAGUCUCACGAUAGGUCAUCUGUACUCUCUUCCAGCCCCACGGAAGAUGAUUCCUCUGUGUAUCAACUUCAUGAAGGCUCUGGAAACCGAGGUGGCAAUAUGAAGGCCAGACUACGACGACGAACUGGGAAUUUCACAACAAGAUCUGCUACGAUGCCACCACACAUGAUGCCGACAUUGGAUAAGCCUGCACCGUCGGGUUCCACGUCAAGGGAGCCUCUCUUAAGAAGUGUAUCAGAAACAACAGGAAAGCCGACUGGCCGCGCUGCAGAUAACACCUUUUCUCCCCAGAAGAAGAACAAAGGAGAUGUGAAGGCCUCCCAGUCACCACAGCAAAAGGUCAAUGCUCAACAACCGCGAUUACUACGUAGAGAUAGUGAGGAAUCUUUCCAUAGUGUUGAGUCAUGGCAUUCGUCUGGAGCUCCACAGCAUCCUUCGCCCCCUACUUCCCAAGCAGAAUCUUCUAUGGGGGCAAAUAAUGACCCGUACGAGGCAGAUAGACUGUCAGCCGGCAAAAGAAACAAAGCAUCACAUAGCAGGGGCAGUUCUCCCAUGCCAUGUGCAUGGGAGUCCGACUCUGAUGAUGAUAGCGAAACAUCUGACGAAAGCUCAUCGUCGGAUGCGGAUUCAGUGAGAGAGCUCAAAAAUGAUGCCUUCCCCAAACUUGACGCCGGCCCGUCGACAACAUCCACGACCGCACCACAGCGGCCAUUCGUUCCACGCCAUAGAGCGACUACUGGUAGUAUUUCUGUAAGGCGACGUGCCCUGUCACCUCUGCCACCAGCAGCCAACCUCUUCACGCCGGCUUCAACCAUGGAACGGAGACCGUACAGGAGUAAGUUGGAGACGGUUAAGAACCUUCCAAUGGCUAUUAUUGCCAAGACCUACGAGAUGAUAUUGGGUCCUCCCAGCUCUCUCAUCCGCCUAAUCCUCAAAGUGGCAGCUAAGAUUGCUUCUGGACAAUGGCGAGGUCUCGUGUAUGGAUAUGGUGAGGAUGGCGAAGAGAUACCGGUGCAGUGGGAUUACUCUGAGGGAGAAUUCAGCGACUGGAGUGAUGAUGAACAUGAUCAACAUGAUCGCAGUCAUAAACAAGGGAAGCGAGAGCAUCGGCAUAGCAGACAUCGCAGCAAUGCUCAAGAUAUGGCAGUAGAGGAUGAGAUGCGCAGGCGGCCCUCAUCUUCUGACGAUAGCCGAAGCUGGGGAGUUGAUUGA